GAGCCGCCUAACUAGCCAGCAUUUCGGCCAGCGAUGUCGCGUUCCUCGUCCGAGUUCCGGGCGCGUUUGCCGUGUACAAUUACGAACAGCAAUUCUGGAAAUCAAUCGUUCGUUCUAGAUCACCCCAGCUGACAACAGCUGCUCAAAAAUGCCAUCUAGGUAGACAGCUGACAGCGGUUUGAGUCACAGCCAUAGAAAGCGGAUGGUGGCGUUACAUAAACUCCAAGGCAAAAGUGUUUGUCAGUUUGUAUGUGUGUGCUGUAUUCCAGGUGUGCUCCUCAGGAUGACAGUAGACGGCGGACGGGACCAAAACAGUGUGUAACGAAGAAGUCUGUGUUUUAAACCCACGGCACGCAUAAUAAGGUUUUGCAUGGCACAGUGUGUUGACCCAUGCGCGACAGAGGAACUGUGGAUAUAAGAGUGAAUCUGUGGACCAGGUGAGCUGUCAGACACAUGCUGAAACUAUGGACACAACUUGGCCAGAGCGCCCAAUGCAAAAGAAGGCCAAAACAUGCCCUUCCAAAAGAGGAAAAGGUAAGGAGAUAAAAGGGAAGAACACAGAGAGAGACCGUAAGCUGUACCCCCUCAGAGGAAGACAUGGAUUGGGUGAAGUAAGCACGCUUAACUGUUGUGUCGUACUAAGACGUUUGGACGAAAGUGACACUUGUAAGAACAGCAUGAAGGCUCUGCGUAAGACUGAAGGAAAGCAGGCGAAGGAAAUGCAAGGAAAGGCAAAAAUCUGCAAGUGUCGCAAAAAAGCCUGUAAAUCUUGCCGGUCAGCACCUGAACCAAAAAGCAAAGUGAAACCAGAUAAAUUUGCCUUAUACACAGAAUUUAUCCCAGAACCUCGCCAGAGGCGACUUGCCUCUCUGAAUGCAGAAGCUGUUAACAGUCUGCUGUUGGACAGAGAAGACCCCAAACAGACAUCAAAACCUUCAAAGAAGAAACAACAGACAAAAGGUGACGGCUCUCACACUAAAUAUAAACUGAAAGUUAAUGAUUCUACUAGAAAACGGCAAGGCAACCUAAAGCGCUCGAACGCUGGAGAAUCAGUCCCGUGUAGAAACCCAAAGAAAAAAGCGAAGACUGAGGGUAUGGAUUUGCAAACUCUCAAUGCUCCCACUCCAAAACGGCUUGCGGGUUUAAACGCGGCAGCCUUGCUAAAGCUGACCAGCUUGUCAGCGGGAGUAAAACGCAGAGGUAAAACAGACAACAAACCGAGCAGCGGAGGAGUCAGAGGAAAACAACUUCAGGCUAAGUCACGUAAACAGCAGCACAAUUUGCCCUGUCAGUCCAAGCUGAAAGUAUCGCACCAGUGCUGCAGCCUUUGUGAGAAGCAAGCCCUCCACUGGGAGGGGAAAACAGGAAGCCAUGGAUUCAUUAGCCCCGGAUAUCAGUGCAGAUCCAUGCUCGGAUACCCCCUGAAGCCUGUGAAGGAAGAAAAAACAGAGACUGAAGUAAAACCAUAUUACUGCUGUACCCAGGAGAGAUCAGUCGAGUACUGCCACAGACUAGCCCUGUUCCUUGGUCAGAAAACCUACCCAGAAACAGACGAACAUUCUCUAAAGGGAUUUCUUCCUGCUCCUCAUACCCUCACACAUCCAGGAAUGCCCAUUGGUGCCCAUCCUUAUCCCUGUUACCCUGGCUACUAUGUCCACAUCGCUCAUCACGGGACUCCGACGCUUCCUGUUAGUUCCAAUCCGGGAACCCACGCACCCUCUUCUGUGACCGCACUGACAAUGUGCCCUAGUGGGGUCCAGAGACCCAAACUGAUUCCCUCUUCAGUGUCCCAUCCUACAGGGAUCCCUCAUCCGGCAUAUUGUAAUUCUGUGGGGACCUGCUAUGGAGAACGCUGCCGGCUCAGCGGCUACGCUUACAGACCCACACAACCCAUCGCUAACAGAGCCUGCUCGUACAAUGCAGGAUGCUCGGGCUGCAUGCACAAAAUGGAAACAGAAGACUACUCUUACCCACUCGAUGACCACAGCUCAUCUAUCAGCAUCCCUCCCACCCUGCCUCUUUCCAUCUGCCCCAUCUCUAAUGUGCCUCCUCCCACCCCGCCAGUACCCCACCUGCAGACACCUCUUCCUGAUCCCGGUCGGCCACAGGUGCAGAUUAGAGUUGGUCGCGAGUGCCCUCAGAGGGCCAAACCACCCAGCGGCUCACGGUCUGGGGUGCGGGAGUCUGCUGUUUGCCCCCACAUUAAGGACGGCCAGCUGGGAACAGUCCAUGGCAGCACAGCUGCCAAGCAGUCUAAGAUCAACCGUCGCCGGGCAACAAACGGCUGGCUGCCAGUUGGUGUGGCAACAGAGAAGGAUGUAUUCAUCGUGGGUGAAGAAUCAACAUCCUUGCGUAGGUGCUACGAAGGAGUUCAGAGAGAUGGGGAGGUGAUCAGGGUCAGAGAUACAGUGAUGCUGCGCUCAGGUCCCAGGAAGAAGUCGUUACCUUAUGUGGCUAAAGUCUCUGCCUUCUGGGAUGACCCUGAGUCAGGGGAGCUGAUGAUGAGCUUGUUUUGGUACUACCGUCCAGAACACACUCAGGGGGGUCGCAAUCCCAGCAUGCACUGUGAGAAUGAGAUUUUCGCCUCUCGGCAUCAGGACGAAAACAGCGUGGCGUGUAUCGAGGAUAAGUGCUAUGUAUUAACAUUAGCACAGUACUGUAGAUUUUGUGCCUUGGUGAAGUGUCGUGAGGAGGGAUAUCCUAGACGUAGCCCUUUGGUCCCUCCCUCUAACUACAAAAUUCCAGCUCAUCGUUGCGUGCCCAGCGAUGUAGACCCCGAACUUGUGUUUGUCUGCCGCCAUGUUUACGACUUUCGCUAUGGCCGCCUACUGAAAAACCUGCAGUAGGUGUGACGGGCGGGGGGCCAGAGCGUCUAAUCGACGGAGCCAUACACUGAAAAACAGAACCCAAAACGUCAUGACACAAUCAAAGCCCUAUCAACUGGAUGCCGCAGGGAACCGGGUUGUAGUUUUACAUUUUCCCUUUAGGAUAAAUGCUUUCUGUGUAGAACUCUUGUAAAAGCUGCGAGUUUAUAUGCGUUUUCCCUUGUGACUUCAUAAAAUGGCAUUCUGAGCACAACGACCUUGAGUUCAAAGGUACGCCAAAAUGUGAUUUUUCACUCCAUGAGUUUGAGUAUUUAUUUUUCCAGUUAUCUUUUAUAUUUGCUGUAUACGUGUAAAAAAACAACAAAAAAAUAGUGCAGGUACAUUAACAAUUACCUUAAAUAAUGGAAUAGAGCUUAAAUGUUCUCUCUUUGGUAGUAAAUGCACCCUUACUUAACAUAAUUUGUACAAUUAAAGUUGAAAAUAUUUAUUUUUAGAUAAAUUGAACACAAGUUCCUACUUUUAGGAGGCGUCACAAGUUUUUCUUCCUUCAAUAUAUAGGCCAAUCAUUCAUGAAACUGCCAUAAAAGGGUGUGGAGGAUUUAUUGUGGUGGACCAAGUAUCCCACAAUGCAUUUGGCUACCAAAUGUAUGUGGUUAGCUUAUCGCUCUGUUAAUUGACAAAUGAAUAGGUUUGUGUAACAGGCCGUCCUCUUGUUUCCCUCAUGACUUGCCUUAGAGUUUCCCCUCGCCCGAUCCCCUUCUGCCUUCCCAGCAAACCAAAGGUUAUCACGCCGCUCCUUAACAUCCUGGGCCUCCACCUUAGCUUCUCCAUUAAUUUGCACUAACUAUCAUUUACAAAGUCAGCAGUUUGACUGUGUUUCAAAUGUCACCUGCUACUGAUCUCCAAUGCAGGAAAAUACUGUGUAUUUGUUGUAUGUGUACAAAGAGAAAGGAGAGAACUCUAAUCUUGGCGCAGGAGGUGUUCGGUAGAUGUCGGUUACGAAUGUGAACGGACAAAUUUUAUCUCAUGCGCACAGGCCUGCUUUCAACGUGAGCCCUUUUCUUCUCGCCCUACAUGAUGGUUUUGUUACAAGAUCGCUAAUUGAUAAACGAAAAGCUGUUUUGUAUGGUCUGUUCGUGCCUUUAAUAGUUAACAGUCUGCUAUGUGAAGACAUCCUGGUGUCAGAAGUUUUUUUAAAUCAAGCUUCUUUACAUUUUAGGCCUCCUUGUUUUGCACCACAUUGUUAUCUGUGCUAAGAAGCAUCGAUAAGAUUGUCUGAUCACACUAUGCUGACCUUCAUGCCUCUUUGGGCUGUUACAGUUUGUUUCAAACAUUAUAAACAUCUUCGCAAAAGACAGAAAGAUUCAUUAGGUUUGAGGUGAUUAUGAUUAUGUAUUUACAGGGUCUCCAAUAAGGAUAACCUUUUAUGGAUGGGGAGACCUGUUCUUUUAUUUUAUAUAUAUAUAUAUAUAUAUAUAUAGUAUAAAGAACGAUUGUUGUAGGUUAACAAACUUUUUAUGUUAAAAUGUGUCUUGUCGAUGUAACCUAGAAUCCAUUCCUUUUAAAAUAAUAGAUGUUAAUCAAAACAGAUGUUAUCAUUGUACUGAAGCUAAGAUAUGUUUUCAAUAGUUAAAUUCCCCGUGCUUUAUCAUGCCCAACAACAUACAGAAACAGAAAUUGAAAGAAUCUUGUCACAGUAUCUUCCUGAUAUUUCUUCUGUUUUCUCAGUAACCACUGUAAAAAUGUUGUCUGCUAAUGUCAGAUAUGCCAGUUUAGACGCGGUAAUGCCAUAACGGUUUCGCGGAUCAUUUAAAGCAGAGCUCUUUUUCUUUCGCUUUGGUUAACAGUGCGGUCGAGUAGAUUCUGGUUGCUGUUUGUGUGAAAUUAAGUAUUUUGGAAAUGUAUGCUUCUCUAGCAGAACGUUCUGGAAAUGAAAUUUGUCAACAUGCACCAAAAGGGGGAGAGGAUUAAGUUCAUUCCUCUGUAUACAAAACUGACCAUGAAGUUCUUUGCUCCUUUGAUGUGCGGCUGUUUGUGUGUAUGUGGGCGAGCGUGUCUAUACGAAUAUAUAUAUAUAUAUAUUUCAGUGCAGCAUGGAAGUACUGGGCAUUCUUUGAAAUGAUAGAUCUAGCACAGCGCAUUUGUAUUAUUUAAGAUAGAAAUGUAUAUUAUAUGAGGAAAAUAUUUAAAAGGAAUAAAUAAUAUAUGAGCAUCA
Messenger RNA from Triplophysa dalaica, 5040 nucleotides. RefSeq names its product bromo adjacent homology domain containing 1 (gene bahd1). The transcript is spliced from 7 exons. The coding region runs from base 465 to 2846 and encodes 793 amino acids. Lineage: Eukaryota; Metazoa; Chordata; Actinopteri; Cypriniformes; Nemacheilidae. The record is from RefSeq and is a predicted model, not a curated record. Gene Ontology annotation, molecular function: chromatin binding.